AUGGACACUAGCCUACAAGAAGAUGUUUCAUCGACUAAAUCUGAUGAAAGUCCAUCGAGAACACCUACUAUACCCGGUCUUACUUCGUCAACUAAUCCAAGAACAAUGCGUGAAUAUGACUCAGAAUUUCAAGAACUUAAACGUGAAAAUUUCGAUUUAAAAUUACGAAUAUUUUUUCUUGAACAAACUGAACAUACAUUAGAUAGUAGCGAUAUAUCAUCAUCAACAACUCAACGUCAUCGUCGUCCUCUUCAUCCAUCAUCAUCUGAAUAUGCUGGUCAACAACAAACAUCUAUUAUCGAUCAAUCAACAAACGAACAUAAUCAAGUUCGUCAGGCAUCAUUAACAAGUCGCCACCAACAAGGGACACAAAUUAGUAGUAUUCAGUCAACUGAUGAACACAAUGAGAUAGAAAAAUUAAAUCUUAAACUUCAACAGUGUCGUGAAGAAAAUGCAAAACUUCGUAAUUUACUUCGUGAUUCUGAUAACAUUGGAGACAACAUAAACCAAACAACUGCUGGUAGAAACAUUGAAACAUUAACAACAGUAACUUCAUUCACUGAAUCAACUCCAGAUACAGCUAUGCCUGUUAGUCGAUAUACUUAUCAAUUAAAUGAACGUGAAAGAAAACUUCGAGAAGAAAAUGAUUUAUUAAAACAAGAAACAGCUUCAUUGCAAUCAAAAUUAUUUGAAGUUAAUAACAAACUACAACAAGUUAAUGAGACAUAUAAAGAAGAACAAGCAAAAGCUGAACGUGUAUUGAAACGUUUAACAACUGAUUAUAAUACACGCAUUGCUAGUAUGCAAGCAGAAAAUCAACAAAAAUUAGCUACUUACGAAUCAUAUCGACAUGAGCAAGAACAAACAAGUUCCGAUGUUAAUGUUGAAGAACACCUUCGAAAAAUUCAUCAGCAAGGUCAAAUCAUUAAAAAACUUGAAAAUCAAAUUAAGAAACUCACUGAACAUCCACCAAUAAACCCCAGAUUAACUGAAGAAAAUUUUCAACGCUUAAAUGAAAAAUUAGAAUCAUAUGCUAAAAUUAUUGAAAAUUUACGAGCAGAAUGCAAUGAACUUGGACGAAGUGAAGCAUAUUUACAAACACGAGUUGCUACUUUGGUUCAUAUUUUGGAUCCAACAAUAUCAUCUGCAGAUUUACCUCCAUUACCUCGACCAUCAUCAACGACUGUUACGGAAGCUGCACUAGUUCAAAAUCCUGAAGCAGCCGUUGCUCAAGUAACAGUACAACUUCGAAAUGUUGCUGAUGAUGUAUCUGGUUUAACAAAUCGUAUAUCAAAAUUAAAACGUGAUUUUGACGAUAGUCAAACUACAGUUAGAAAACAAGAAAUACAAAUUCGACAACAUGAAGUACAUCUAUCUGGCAUUGAAAAACAAAUGAAAGACAAAUAUGAAUUGCAAAUCCAAACAUUUGAACAAGAAAAUAACAAUUUAAUAAUACAAAUUGAUCAACGUGAUCGUCGUUUAAGAGAAAGUGCCAAUGAGAUUGAUAAAGUAAGAUUAGAAUCACGACAAAUUAUUCGAGAUCUUGAAAUGCAAUACACUAAAGAGCAACAAACUUUACAAGAACAAAAUCAGAAAUUCACUGAUCGUUUAAGUGUUUGUCAACAAGAACUAAAUACAAAACAAGAAACUUACAAUGAGUUACGGAAAAAUUAUGAAAGUUUAAAAGCAACAUUCGAGUCCAUAAAUAUUGAACAAUUUCAAAGCACCAUUCAAAAACAGACAUCACAAAUUGAAAGUUAUCUUACAGAGAUUCGAGAAAUGGAAAAUAAUUUUCAAGAAGAACGACUUCAUCUAGAACGAGAACGAGAUUUUGAAAGAGGAAAAGUUAAUGAAAUACAAAUCGCAUUAGAUACUUCUAUUACACGAUAUAAAGAACUUCAAACUCAACAUGAUCAAUCACAAUUGAUUAUUGUUGAACAACAAAAGAAAUUUGAAAACCAACAUCUAGAAAGAGAUAAUCUAAACGAUGAAUUACAACUUGUUAAACAUGAAAAACAAACAACGGCAGAUCAAGUAUAUGAAUAUGCAACUAAAUUGCCUACACUAACACAAUCAAAUAAUGAAUUCAAGGAACGAAUAAUUGUUUAUGAAAAACGUUUGCGUGAUGGUGAAGAUGAAACAGAGCGGUAUCGAAGUGAACUUAUUAUAUUACAACGUGAUAAUCAAAAUAUAAAAGAACAAUAUGAGAUUUUUCAACAUAAACUUGAAGAAUCCGAAAGAAAAUACAAGAUAGCAUUGAAUGAUAAAAAGAGGUCUGAAAAAGAAAAAGAUGAAAUUUUACAAGAAAUUCAAACUUUAAGAAAAGAAAAUAGCGAACUUCAAUAUGAACUAGAUAGACUUGAGAUUAGAAUUCGUCUUGAAAUUACUCAAAAAUAUGAAAAUGAUUAUCGUAAACGUUACAGUGAAAUAUCUGAAACUAAAGAUUUAGAAAUCGAAACUUAUGAACAUGAGAUUAAACGGCGCAAUGCAGAUUUCAAUACAGCAAAAAAAACAAAUGAAGAAAUUGAACAUGAUGUAUCUCUUAAAUAUACAAGUCAAUUCAACGUUCAAAAUGAUCGUAUAGAAAUUCGAAUUCAUGAAUUAGAACAAGAUCUUGAAACUAAAGAAGAAUUUAUUCAAACCUAUAAGAAAUCUCUUAAAACAAAAGAUCAACACAUUGAAAAACUUCUUGACGAUAUUAAACAAGUUGAUAAUUCAAAUAGUGAUGCAAUUGAAACAUUACAAGAAGAACUUUCAAAUCGUGAACGACAAAUUGAAAAACUAAUAAAUGAAAAAUCUUUAGCUACUCAAGAACAUGAACGAUAUAUUAGUGAAUUACAAUUAAACAUUCAAGAUUGUCAACGUAAACUUACUCAAACUAAUGAUCAAUUACAACAAUCUGAACAAAAAUUCUAUGCACUACAAUUUGAAAUUGACGAUUUUGCACGAAAUCGUAAAUCUUUAGAGACUAAGCUUAAGUUUGCUCUUGAAGAUAAAGAAAAUCAUUUGGAUACAAUAAGAAAUUUAGAACAACAAUUAGAAAUGGAAAAGAAAAUAAAUAGUCUAACUCCAUCUGAACAACGUGAUCAAUAUCAAAGUAUUAUUGAUGAUCUUAAAGAUAAAUUUAAACAACGUGAAAAAUCAGUUCAGAAUCUUCAAAAUUCUCUUCAUCAAUCUAAUGAAGAAUUAAACGACGUUCGUCAAGCUCAUAAUAAACUUCAAAGUGAUCAUAAUCGAACAACUCUUCGUCACGAUCGAAUGGAAACACAACUUACAUCUGAUGUAGAAAAUCGUGAUCAGUUAAUUGCAACAUUACGUCAAAAACUAUCCGAUAAAGAACGAGAGAUCAAUAACUUACAUGAAAUUAAUAUAGAUAACGGAAAAAAAAUAAAUGAAUUACAUUCGAAACUUAUUGCUAUGGGACCAAAUUUUGAUUCAACAUUUUCAAGUGAACGUGUAUCUCCAAAUAUAGCAUUACAAAUCGAUAUACAAAAGAAAGAUCAAGAAAUUAUUGAUCUUAGAAAUAAACUAGAAGCUCUACAAAAUAUGCCUUCAACAGCUAGCUCGUCAAGGACAAUUAUUAGACCAGAACAAAAAGCUCGAGUACAUAUCAAUUAUGAUAAUUUAAAUCGUGAAGAACUUUUAUAUGAACUUGAAAUGGCUUUACAACAUAGUGAAGAAUUAAAUGAACAAUUGAAAAACAAAUUUCCUACCAUAACUGAAUUACACAAACAAUUAGUCGAAAUACGACAUGAACUUUCACGUCAAAAAUAUGUUAAUCAAGUUUUAUGGCGUAAACUUAAUGCAUUAAUUGAUAUUCAUGGUUCAAAUACACGAGCUGAAUUAACUAUUGAAUUAGCUAAUUAUCAGGAUGAACUUGCAAAAUUAAAAUCACAACAAAGUCGUACGAAUGAUAUUCGCUCAGCUAAGCUCGAUGCUAAUUCGAGAUCAUCAUCAGAACAAAAUCUUUGUUCAUUACAUAAUGGAAUGUCAUCGACAAGUAUUGAAUUACCAACAAAAAAUAUUAAAUCAACUAUAGCAUUGUUAGAACGAUCAAAUAUUGAAUGGCAAACAAAAUUAGCACGUCUUACAGAACAACUUGGUCGAAGUGAAAAUCAAUCGAGAAAUUAUCAUCGAGAAUUGACUAAAUAUCAAAAGAUAUUAUAUGAAGCUGGUUUAAUUGAACCAUCUACUCGACAACGUCGACGCAGUGCUGACGAUUCAGUUAUAAUUGAUCGAAAUCCAUCAAAUAAAAUACACGAUGAUCUUACAGAAAUCGAAAAUAUCCAUGAGCUUAGAGAAAUAAUUCGUAAUCAACGUAAAUUUAUUCAACAACUACAAAUGCGUGUUCGAACUAAUACACCAGAUAUAAUUCAAUUACCAACAAUAGACAAACUUAAACAGCAAAUACAAAAUCUAAAUCUUGUUAUUGAAACGUACCAAGAUGAAUCAAAUUUACUUAAAACUGAACUUAAAAAACUGUAUAAAACUAUUGAACAUAGUAGAAAAACACAACAAAACUAUGAAAAAAUUUUUCGAGAACAACAAAUUUGUAUUGCACAAUCAAAAAAGAAAUUAAAUAAAUAUGAACAAUUCUUCAAAAAAUAUGAUAAUCAUUUACCAAUAUUUGAUGAAAGAAAAGAACAUAUUAUUAAUCCAAUGGAUGAAUAUAUUAUUGAUUUAGAUAUUGAUAUAUUACAAGGAAAUGAUACGAAAAAAAAAACAUCAGUGGCUCAAAGAGAUAGUGCAUUAAGUAGUACAACGAAUACAAAUGAAUUGCAACGACAAAUAAAUGAAAAAGAUGAACAAAUUCGAAAAUUAAAUAAUGAUAUCAAUACAAAAGGCGAACAAAUUCAAGAUCUCAUGUUUAAACUUACCAACAUAAUACCAUCAUUGAUAACAAUAGCAAGUAAUAUAAUAUCUGUAUAUCGUGUACGUGAAUUAAAUCGUUUAACAUCAAUUUAUAUAUUACCAUGUCGUCGUCGCACAGAUGAUACACGUCGUAUAUUACUUGUUAUUACAGUUGAAUGUUUAUUUGCUAUAGUUAAUUCAUGGUUUAGUGAUAUAAUAUUAUCAUUAGUUUACUGUAAAAGAAAUUUAUUAGCCGGUGAUGAUUGUCCUACAUAUUUAAAACAAAAUUAUGAUUUAUUAGUUAUGUUUGAUAUGGUUAAUUCAGUAUCAAAUAUAAUUUUACAUUGUUUAUGUGGUAAACGUUUUCGUAAUGAACUUCGACGAAUGUUAAGAACAUAUAUUAAUUUUCUAAAACAUUUUCUUCGUGAUAUAUGGUGUUGUUAUUUUCAUAUGGAUUGUAAAAAAUUACGUAAACAACAAUAUGCUUUUUAUAAACCAUCUAUAAUGCAACAUGAAAGUUCAAAUAGUUCAAAUAGUGCAAGUCAUAAUCAUGUUUACUCAACAAUUCCAACAUCACCACGACCAAAUAGUAAACAUUGCUGUGAUUGUCGAUGGUAUUUUAAUCGAAGACCAUUAGGUACGUCUCAACAAUGUUUAUCAGCAAUGUCAAAAGAUUGUUUAAAAAGAAAUCAAAUACCUUAUACUAUUCGAUAUCAAUCAUUAACACAACGGACUUAUAUAACAAAACAAACUCAAACUCGUUCAAUGAGACUUUAUUAUCCACCACAACAAACAACAACAUCAUUAGUUAAUAAAAAUCGCUUUUUAAACCUUCAUUGA
Molecule: messenger RNA, 5691 nt
Organism: Rotaria sp. Silwood2
Lineage: Eukaryota; Metazoa; Rotifera; Eurotatoria; Philodinida; Philodinidae
Source: the annotation of a GenBank genome assembly